Molecule: messenger RNA, 1002 nt
Organism: Monoraphidium neglectum
Lineage: Eukaryota; Viridiplantae; Chlorophyta; Chlorophyceae; Sphaeropleales; Selenastraceae
Exons: 5
Coding region: 1-1002 (333 amino acids)
Source: RefSeq, a predicted model, not a curated record
AUGGAGGCCGAGCUCGCCUCGGUCUCGGGCUCAGGGUCGUACGCAGACGAGGGCAGCGCGCCGCCGAGCGACGCUGACGAGGACGGCAUGCCUGGGAUGGUCGAUAACACCGACGACGAGGAGGAGUUCCCGCAGCUGCAGGUGCUGCAGGACCUGCUGGACCAGCACAAGCAGGAGCAGCAGCAGCAGCCGCAGCAGCUGCAGCAGCAAGAGCAAGAGCGAGCGGCUCCGCCACGGAAGGUGCAGCGACGGGACGAAGAGUCUGCACGGGCUGCGGACGCGCCGGCCGCGGCGGGGCAGGCUGCGGCGCCGGCGGCCGCAGCGGGCGGCAGCGCGGCUGCGGCGCAAGUGGAGCCGGCCGCGGCGGCGGCGCCGGCUGCAGCGGCGAAAUCUAAAAAGGAGCUUGAGGCGGAAAGGAAGCUGCAGCAGAAGCAGGCGGCGGCCGCUGCAAAGGCGGAAGCAGAGCGCAAGGCCAAGGAGGAAGCCGCCGCGAAGGCCAUGGCUGAGCUAUUGGAGGAGGAGGAGGCUGAGAAAGAGCGCGAGCGGCAGCGCCAAGAGGCCGCCGCGGCAAAGAAGAAAAGCAAGAAGAAGAAGGGCAAGGAGAAGGCGACCGUCGCAGCGGCUGCAAAGGCGGCCAGCGAGGAGGAGGAGCAGGACGCGGCGGCCCCGUCCACCUCGUCCGGCGCCGGCGCAGUGCCCGCGGCCGCGGCGGACGCCAAGGGCAAGGGCAAGGGCAAGCAGCAGCAACAGCAGCAGCAGCAGCAGCAGCAGCAGGUUGUGGAGCAGCGGGAUGCGGCGGCGGAGGAGGAGGAGGAGGAAGAGGGCGGCGGCGGCGGCGGCGCGGGGCUGGGCGGCGCCGAGAGUGUCAUGGAGAUGAUACAGCGCGUGCAGCGGGAGCAGGACGCGCGGGAGGCGCGCAAGCAGGCGCGCGCCGAGAAGGAGCGCGAGGAGGCGGCGCGCGCGGCGGCAGAGGUGGGCGCUUUUGGGGGGUUCACUAUGUGA